Messenger RNA from Sphaeramia orbicularis (orbiculate cardinalfish), 1946 nucleotides. RefSeq names its product N-sulfoglucosamine sulfohydrolase (sulfamidase) (gene sgsh). The coding region runs from base 203 to 1780 and encodes 525 amino acids. Gene Ontology annotation, molecular function: N-sulfoglucosamine sulfohydrolase activity. Gene Ontology annotation, biological process: heparan sulfate proteoglycan catabolic process; glycosaminoglycan catabolic process. The transcript is spliced from 9 exons. NCBI's taxonomy places the organism in Eukaryota, Metazoa, Chordata, Actinopteri, Kurtiformes, Apogonidae. The record is from RefSeq and is a predicted model, not a curated record.
AGGAAGUGGCUUAGUUUUUCAGUCACGUAUUGUUGUGAUAGCUGGUAUACACAUUCCAUUGCAUGUUAUUUGUUCUGAAGGGAAUUUGUUUGUUUGUUUAUCUUAUGUGACGCGUAUUAGAAGUAGAUGAACCAAUAGUAUCAGUCAUUUAGUCCUCAGACUGAGGAAGAAGGAGAGGUGAGCUGCUCUCCUCCUCUUCAUCAUGCUGCUUCAGGUGGUUUUUCUUAUUCUGACAUUAUGUUACACCGGGGAGACAAAGAGGAGAAAUGUCCUACUAAUAAUCGCUGAUGAUGCAGGUUUUGAGACUGAAGUUUACAACAACUCUGUGGUCCACACCCCAAAUCUACGUGCUCUGGCCCAGCGCAGCCUGGUGUUCAACAAUGCCUUCACCUCCGUAAGCAGCUGCUCCCCCAGCCGCUCCACCAUCCUCACCGGCCUGCCACAGCAUCAGAACGGCAUGUAUGGCCUUCAUCAAGGAGUCCAUCACUUUAACUCGUUUGAUGGAGUACAAAGUCUGCCACUGCUCCUCAGUCAGGCCAACAUACAUACAGGUAUUAUUGGUAAGAAACAUGUUGGUCCCGGGUCCGUGUACCCUUUUGACUUCGCCUACACAGAGGAAAACAACUCUGUGCUUCAGGUGGGGAGGAACAUCACCCGGAUCAAACUCCUUGUCCGCAAGUUUUUCAAAACACACAAAGAGGAAGACUCUGAACAAAGGAGGAAGAGAAGAGAUGAAAGCAACAGAGACUAUGAAAAAGAUGAUGAGAGGCCAUUUUUCCUGUAUGUUGCCUUUCAUGACACUCACAGAUGUGGACAUUCACAGCCUCAGUAUGGAGCGUUCUGUGAGAAAUUUGGGAAUGGUCAAAUGGGGAUGGGUCGGAUUCCUGACUGGACACCCGUGUAUUACAAACCAGAACAAGUAAAGGUUCCCCCUUUUGUUCCAGACACGCCUGCAGCACGAGCCGACUUGGCUGCCCAGUACACCACAGUGAGCAGACUUGACCAGGGUAUUGGUUUGGUUCUCCAGGAGCUCAGGGAUGCAGGUUAUGAGAAUGACACUCUGGUCAUCUACAGCUCAGAUAACGGCAUCCCCUUCCCUAACGGCAGAACAAACCUGUAUCACUCUGGGACAGCAGAGCCUAUGCUGGUGUCAUCUCCAGAGCACAGGGAGCGAUGGGGGGACACCAGUCAGGCCUACGUUAGCCUGUUGGACAUAACUCCCACCAUUCUGGACUGGUUUUCCAUUCCCUACCCGUCCUACAGUCUCCCUGGCAGCCCGUCCUCUCUGGUCCACCUCACCGGCCGUUCUUUACUUCCUGCUCUGGUGGCAGAGCCUGGUGGCUGGUCCACGGUCUAUGCCAGUCAGUCACUGCAUGAGGUGACUAUGUUCUACCCCAUCCGCUCUGUCCACCAGGGGCCAUUCCACCUCCUUCACAACCUGCACUUCCUCAUGCCCUUCCCCAUUGACCAGGACCUGUAUGUGUCUCCGACCUUCCAGGACCUGUUGAACCGCACCAGGCUGAGUCAGCCAACGCACUGGUUCAAAAGCCUGCAGCAGUAUUACUACAGGGAGCGCUGGGAGCUGUACGACACCAGGUCAGACCCACUGGAAACUCAAAACCUGGUGUCAGAGCCUUCGUACAGCGCUGUGCUGGAGAGCCUCAGGCAGAGUCUGCAGAAAUGGCAAUGGGAGACGGGUGAUCCAUGGGUCUGUGGACCUGACUAUGUCCUGGAGGACAAACUAGAGCCCCACUGCAGACCACUCUUCAAUGGACUCUAAUGGACUCUAAUGGUACUUUUAUUCACUCUGACUGUCACGAUGUCUCCAUACAUGCACACAUUCUUCUUACAGGAUAAAUGACUGAUUUUAUAUGUAUAUUUUUGUAUUUCAGAGCUGCAUUAAUGCUUCAAAUAAACAAAGUCUUAAGAGUGUAAUCAGUUUAGUA